This is a messenger RNA of Daucus carota subsp. sativus, 2143 nucleotides long. Its product is annotated as cysteine-rich receptor-like protein kinase 42. NCBI's taxonomy places the organism in Eukaryota, Viridiplantae, Streptophyta, Magnoliopsida, Apiales, Apiaceae. Gene Ontology annotation, biological process: protein phosphorylation. The transcript has 9 exons. The record is from RefSeq and is a predicted model, not a curated record. Gene Ontology annotation, molecular function: protein serine/threonine kinase activity; ATP binding. The coding region runs from base 96 to 1943 and encodes 615 amino acids.
ACAACCAACAUAGUACAAUGUACUAAAAGAAACAGAGUAAGUAGUUAUAAAUGCAGCCAACAAGAUGAUAAGUUAAGUUCCAUGUUAGAAUAAAAAUGUUAACAGUGAUCCAGCUUCCCGGAGCUUUCUUGAUCUUAUUGACCAUUAUGUUAGGAGUUCUGUCAGACCCUCAAAUUGUUCUGUUGAGGCAAGACUGCACUCGGCAAACUCGGAUUCGUGUUGAGAUGUCGGUUUUCAUGAGCAAUUAUAACAGAACGUUUGAUGAAAUCCGGAGACAGUUGUCUAACAACCAGAAUUUGCACUUUGCGACGACUGUUGAAACGGAUGUGUAUGGGAUGGUUCAGUGCAGGAAUUAUCUUUCCAGUGCAGAUUGCAUCGCUUGCCUUGAUUUUGCCCGGGUUCAAGUCAGGCGCAAUUGUCCUGAUAAUGAUGGUGGUCAUGUCAUAUACAAAGGCUGCUUCCUCAGAUAUGAGUCGUACAACUUCUAUACACAGAGUCUACUUGUUUCAUUCGAAGCCUCUGCUGGAAUAUGCAACACCAAUCAAAGUAAACUUCAGGCUGCAGCUUUUAAACCAGUGGUGGAAGGGAUAAUGACAGAUCUUGUAGCUGCAACACCAAAGAUAAAUGGCUACUUUGCAGCGACUACAAGGCCAGUGUCUAGUGGUGGUGUGACAUCAAAAGUUUACGCUGCUGCACAAUGUGUGGAAACUAUCAGCCAGAAGGAUUGUCAGAGUUGCUUGACAAUAGCGUAUAAUAACUUGCAAAAUUGCCCUCCUGGUUCCGAGGGUAGUUCUGCUGAUGCCGGUUGUUUUCUCAGAUACUCGGAUGCCUCAUUCUUUGCUGAUAACAUCAUAAUCAAUAUCACACCCUACCUACGAGGAGGAACUUCAAGCUCAAAGACAACUAUUAUAGGGGCUGUAGUCGGUGUUUUAUGCAUCUUGCUCAUACUUGCAACACUUUUGUGGUACCAAUUCGUAAGGAAGGCGAAUGUAGCUCAGAGAGGUGAUAUGUUAGGGCUAUCCAAGUUGCAGGGGCCAGUUACUUACAGCUUCAAAGAUUUGAAAUCGGCUACAAGGAGCUUCAGCGAAGACUCUAAAAUAGGUGAAGGAGGUUAUGGAGAUGUGUACAAGGGCAUAUUAAAAAAUGGUGAUGUAGUAGCUGUAAAGAAACUUUCUGUUGGUACAAGCAAAGCCAAGGAAGAUUUUGAGUCUGAAGUUAAGCUUAUCAUUAAUAUUAAUCACCGGAAUAUCAUUCGUUUAUUAGGCUGGAGUCGCAGAGGAUCCGAGCUCCUUCUUGUGUUCGAAUACAUGGCAAAUGGAAGUCUGGAUACAUUUCUUUAUGGUGUAAAACGGGGGAUUCUCAGCUGGAAACGACGGGUUGAUAUUAUUCUUGGCAUAGCCCGGGGCCUUGUGUAUCUUCACGAACAGUUUCAUAAAUGUAUUAUACAUCGAGAUAUAAAAUCAAGCAACAUCCUACUAGAUGAUGAAUAUCAGCCAAAAAUUGCAGAUUUCGGGUUGGCAAGACUUAUACGUGAUGAUCAAAGUCAUGUUAGCACUAGAUUUGCUGGGACAUUGGGUUACACAGCACCAGAGUAUGCAAUCCAUGGACACUUGUCGGAGAAAGUUGAUACCUACGCCUUUGGUGUCGUGGUCCUUGAAAUUGUGAGUGGCCGAAGGUGCACCAAUUUGAACAUCAAGUCUGACAACGGUUCCCUCCUUGAACAUACAUGGAAUUUGUAUUCAGAUGACAUGCAUUCGGAUUUGGUUGAUGAGAAUUUAGAUCCAAAUGAAUAUAACACCGAUCAGGUUAAAAAGAUCAUCGAAAUUGCUUUGUUGUGCACUCAGUCACCAACUUCUAUGAGGCCGACAAUGUCUGAAGUAGUUGUUCUGCUUACAAAUGAUAGUUCCAUCAAGCAAAAACCAGGAAAACCAACUUUAUUCUAGUUAGUUAGAGGACAGGGCGAGAUGCGUAUUUACUACUUCAUCAGCACCAGCAAAUUAGAUAACAUGAACAAAAAGAUACGAAGUUACAAUGUACCAAAGUAUCUCCAUUGCAAUAAUAAAAGAAAGAGCUGUAUUCUAAGAAUAUCCAAUUUUGUAUUCUUUUGAGAGUAAGUUAUAUCAGUACUCGCAACUUUCUGAAA